Medicago truncatula (barrel medic) is the source of this 602-nucleotide messenger RNA. RefSeq lists its product as uncharacterized. The coding region runs from base 42 to 482 and encodes 146 amino acids. The record is from RefSeq and is a predicted model, not a curated record. The transcript has 2 exons. Lineage: Eukaryota; Viridiplantae; Streptophyta; Magnoliopsida; Fabales; Fabaceae.
UUCCUGCUCCCGACGUCUUUGACUCUCUUUACGGUCUCUCAAUGUCCCUGGCUCGCGGUCUCCAUCCGCACCUCUCCCUCGCCUUGAUUCAGUCGGCGCCUCUUCCUGUAACAGGUGUGCGGUACCUCUGCCCUCUCCCUUUCCGACUUCAUAUUCAGGAGCAAUACAAUACAAUGGUUAAACUUAAGAAAAUUGAUGCAUUUUUUAAGAGGAAAACUUUGGACAAAGAGAAUGGCUGCUCAUUCCAAUAUUUUGGGAAAGAUCUGCCACCGUUGAAAGUGAUAAAAGUGAUGAAACCGAUGAUAAAGAAGAUGACAAUUAUCAACCAUAUAAUAGGUUGGUUGCGAAGAAGACUAUUAUCAUGGUCGUUGGAUUGGGGAAAUUGGGAUGAGCUUUUCAAGAUUAUAAUGUGCUUGUUCUUAUGUCAAGUUAGCUUAGGUUUGGUACUAAGAGGGGUGUUAUGGACUCUCAUAAGAGAGUGAGUGUGAGAGAAUACUAGAAAGAGAUUGUUUAUACCAUUUCUCUUGAUACUAAAUGUAUUUGUGUCCAUUAUACAAGAUGAGAGGGAACCAUUUUUCGUUAUUAGGCUUUGUUGAUUUGUU